GAUCACCAGAAAGGCCCGAGGUUUUCACAGCGUCUUUGGUUUCAAGUCAGCCGAGAGCGGGACGGAGUUCGAGUCGAAGCGAGAAAUAAUAAAAAGCGGACUUGCGGGUAACGAUUUCGACGAGUUUUUUUUUCCGGGCAUCUUGGACGGACAAUCUGGAGGAACGAGGCCGAAAACUGUAACGAAACGAAGAAAACCGAGAAAAAUCGAGCCAAAAUGCCGGGCGUCACAUCCACCGAGCCGCAGCCGCAGCUGCUAUUCGUCGAUGGCUCAUUCGAGGAUCUCGCGCGCGAGAUGGCCGACUACCUCAAGGCCGAGGAGGCGAAGCAGCUGCUGAGCGGCGAUAAGGAGGCGGACAAGGAGGAGGUGCUGUCAAAGCUGGUCGCGGCGUCGAGCGCCCUCAGCACCGUUCCGGAGAAGGAGUUCACCGCGGCGUCGAACCUGAUGAUCCACCUCGCCAUGCAGUCGUCGGACCCCAAGAAGCUGCUGCCCACGCUGUGCGCCAACCUGUCCAAGCCGCUCAUUGGCUCGCCCGUCCACGGCGCCGGCCUGGCGCUCAACGCGCUCGUCACCGUCUUCAACCUGCUCGAGCCCAACGACCCCGUCCGGGCGCGAGUCUUCCAGCAGAUCCUCAAGUUCCUCAAGGCCCAUGGCAUGUUUGACGGCCUGCGGGGCUACCUGGACAAGCUGCCGGAAUGGAUCGAGUCAUGGGGAACGGAUGCCGCAAUGGCGAGGAAGAUUUACGAGGACGUGGCUGAGGUCGCCCUCGAGUCUGGCGAAGAAAACACUGCCUACGAGUUCAUCCUCAAGGCGCUCCGAACUUUCGACGGCGAGGAAAUUUCCUCCGAAGACGCCCAGAGGCUGUCUCUCCGCGCCCUCAAGAUGGCCAUUGCCUCCAACACCCACUACCUCUUCCAGGACCUUCGCGCCAUCCCCAGCGUGCAGGCCCUCAGCGACUCCCACCCCGUGUACUCCCAGCUGCUCGACAUCUUUGCCGAGCAGGACCUCGAGGACUACAACGACUUCAACGACGAGCACAAGGGCUGGAUCGAGGAGCAGAAGCUGGACGGCGAGAAGCUGCACCGCAAGAUGAGGCUCCUGACUUUUGCCAGCCUGGCCGCCGCCACCCCCAGCCGCGAGGUCGAGUACGCCAAGAUUACCAAGGCGCUUCAGAUCCCCCAGGAGGAUAUUGAGAUUUGGGCCAUUGAUGUCAUCCGAGCCGGCCUCGUCGAGGGCAAGCUGUCACAGCAGCGCCAAAUGUUCCUUGUCCACAAGGUCACCUACCGCGUCUUCGGACAGAAGCAGUACCAGGAGCUGGCCACCCGCGUCGACCACUGGCGAUCAACUCUGCAGAACGUGCUCGGCGUUUUGCAGCAGGAGCAGGCCAACGCAAAGGCCGCCAAGCUGCGCGAGGCUCAGGAGCUGGAGCGCAAGCUGGCCAACGCCAACGCUGGGGGCCACGAGGGCGGACGACGGAGACAGCAGCAGCGCGAGAGGACAGAUAACGACGACUAGGCUGUUGAGGGGGGGAGCCUGAAUCGAACCACGAGACACGGCCAGGGCUUUUUCAAAAGAGGGGACGGUUUACAACUAAAGAGAAAGACAAAAAUUCCAAAAGGACUGGAAAAGUUCUGGCAUGGGAGGGAGAUAUUUGAUCGUUUGUGUUAAUAGUUACAUCGCUGGGAAUCCGAUAUCACGAGCCGGAGGAUAUUGCGAAUGGCGUAGCCGGUUUAGCAUAUGAUGUUUUUGUUAGACUUUCCUAGUUUUUACG
Messenger RNA from Trichoderma reesei QM6a, 1771 nucleotides. RefSeq lists its product as uncharacterized. Bases 217 to 1515 code for a protein of 432 amino acids. Gene Ontology annotation, cellular component: cytoplasm; eukaryotic translation initiation factor 3 complex. NCBI's taxonomy places the organism in Eukaryota, Fungi, Ascomycota, Sordariomycetes, Hypocreales, Hypocreaceae. Gene Ontology annotation, molecular function: translation initiation factor activity. Gene Ontology annotation, biological process: cytoplasmic translational initiation. The record is from RefSeq and is a predicted model, not a curated record. The transcript has 2 exons.